AUGGAUCCUCUAUCUCUAUCCCUUGGGAUUGCGGGCGUCCUGCCUCUAAUUGCUAGCGCUGUUCUUACAUCCAAAAAGUACGUACAGACUGUGAGGUCGGCGAGGACGUCAAUUGCGGCCUUAAUAUUCGAGCUCGAAGCCCUUGGAUCUACCGUAGAGGAUCUGCAAGACCUCCUGAAGGGAGAGACACUUAAAGGUAGUGCUGUGCGAUUCCACGGAAGUUCGGUUCUUUUAACCUGCUCCGCUGCGUGUGAGGCAAAGCUGCGAGCGCUCUGUAAGACGCUGGACCAAGAAUCCAAGGGGAAAGCACGUCGGUUGCUGUGGCCUUUUACCGAGAAGGAGCACCAGAAGACGAUACAGGACAUACGCAACUUUACCAACUGGAUGCAAUUUGCCUUGUCGGUCGAUGGCUGCCGGAUUCUAUCGCAGACGUCAAACGAUGUUUUGAAGUUGAUGGGACAGCAACUAGAACAGUUCAAUACCAUCCAGACUCUCGAGGCAGACACCCUUCGAAUCUUAGACUUGGUUCAAGAACAGACGCACACAAUUCAGGUUAAUAGCAAGCGGGAGACUAGAAGGGAAAUUUUGAACUGGAUAUCGAGCUUGAAACACCAUCGAAAACAUCAGCUAAUCCAAGCGUCGAGGGCGCAAAAUACUGGUACUUGGAUCCUCAAAAAGAAAGAAUUUAUUCAGUGGCGAGAUGGUAGUUCUCCGUCAAAUGUUCUUAUGUGCCAUGGAAUUCAAGGAUCGGGCAAAACAAACCUUGCCUCUAUCAUUAUCGACGACCUUCUCGACUCUAGAUCCAGCGAGACUUCACCUGUCGCGUUUUUCUACUUCGAUCACCAGGAUCAAUCUACUCAAGGUACAUCGGCAGUUCUAUGCUGCAUCCUUAGACAACUUCUCGAGCAGCUACCGGAAAUUCCGAGCCCGGUAGCCGAACUAUAUGAGAAAAGCGGCCACCAGGGUCAAAUGCCUCUCCAUGAGUGUGAACGACUACUCACAGGCCUUGUUUCGGGUCAUAGGUGUGCGUAUCUAGUGUUUGACGGACUCGACGAAUCGGAACAUAGGAAAUCCUUUGUUCAGAGCAUUCAGAAUGUGGUUCGAAGUCGCCAAAUCCGGUUGCUAGUCACGAGUCGGCCUCAUAUACGAGACCUCAUAGAUCUUUUUCAGCAGCAUCCGAACCUCAAGAUCGAGGCCCACGAGGAAGAUCUCAGGACAUAUCUCUACCAAGGGCUCGAACAAGGAGGAAUCCAUGAUAUCGCGGAUCAAAGCUUUGUGGACAGCCUGGUUGAGAAUCUGAUGGAGGGGGCAGAUGGAAUGUUUCUACUUCCAGUUUUACGACUCCGCACCGUGCUCAAGGAGCCUACUCUCGGCGACAUGGAGGACAGAAUACAAGAACUGUCUCAAACUCUCAGCGAAGCAUUUGCAGAUACCAUUUCCCGCAUACAACGGCUUCCCGGGAGCUGCAGCCGGCUCGGCAUGGGUGCUCUUAUGUGGCUCAGUCACACAACUCGGACGUUGACAGAAUCGGAGCUCAGCGACGUCUUGGCCAUCCACAGUGUGCGUAAUGCGGUCGAUAUUAAGUACCGCCCAGCUACAAAGACCAUCAUCGAAUGCUGUCAAGGCCUUGCAACUAUAGAUGUGGAGGGUUACGUACGACUUGCGCAUUAUGCAAUCCAAGAGUACUUAACAGAGCAUUCGAAGGACCUCUUUCCACGAGCCAGAGCCAAGAUCGCGGUGACUUGUCUUCGCUACCUUGCGUUUGAGAACUUCCAGGAUGGGCCUUGGCCCACCAAGAAAGCAAUCAAAAGUAGGAUGGAAAUGUACCCCUUCCUCCCAUGGGCCGCAGUGAACUGGGGACGAUUUGUCCGACAGACAGAAACCGACGAGGAAGUGUCGUCUGCGCUAUUCGCAUUCUUCUCCUCUGCUUCUGCUACGGCCGUGGCUAACCAAGUGCGACAGUGUUCAAAGGGCCUAAACAAGAAAUACUGGAAUGCAGAUGAAUGUCGCAGCUUCUCAGCACUCCACCAUGCGUCGCGCCACGGACUCAAGCAAGCGACCACCCGGCUCCUUGAUAGCGGCGACUACAGCGUUAACGAUGUAACGCAGAUGGGAACAUCAGCUGUGAUUCAGGCCGCUGCGGCCGGGCACGUGUUGAUGACCCGGGACCUGUUAGCACGCGGCGCCAAUCCACUCCUUUGUAACUGGUAUGGCGACGCGCUGCACUGUGCUAUGGAAUCGAAUAACCCGGGCACCGUGCGCGAGCUUGUCGGCUGGGGAAUGCACCCCAAUAUUGUCAGGGAAAACGGGCGCACUUACCUCUCCUGCGCGAUGGCAAAUGACUCAGCCGACGCGUUUGCAGCGCUUGUUGAACUCGGCGCAGACAUUGUGUUGCAGAGUGAGUCCGAACCUGACGGCCAUAUAUUCUUCACUGCGGUACUCGAUGGCUGCGACAAGAUCAUCAACCUGAUGAUAAAGCGGAAAUGGGCCGACAUUAAUAUGAGGGAUCCCGCGGGGCUCACACCAGUGCACUAUGCCGCUGCGGCGGGGAGUCGGAAGACUGUGAUGAGCCUUCUCGAUGCCGGGGCCAAUAUCGAUGCGGUGGACAAUGAGGGACGAACGGUUCUAUAUUACGCGGAGUUGAGAGGCAACAAGGCUGUGGCGAGACUCUUGCUAGACUCAGGGGCUAGACCUUCGCCUCAAACACAGACAUGA
Messenger RNA from Penicillium expansum, 2715 nucleotides. RefSeq lists its product as uncharacterized. Bases 1 to 2715 code for a protein of 904 amino acids. Lineage: Eukaryota; Fungi; Ascomycota; Eurotiomycetes; Eurotiales; Aspergillaceae. Gene Ontology annotation, molecular function: protein binding. The transcript has 3 exons. The record is from RefSeq and is a predicted model, not a curated record.